AUGCCUGAUAUGGCGAUAACUGUCACCGCUGUGGAGGGACCCACGGAAGUCGUGCUGAUCCCCUUCAUUGUGGAGUGUGCACUCUCAGAGACCGAUGAACAUGUAUUUGAAAAAGCAGAAGAUAUCAUCUUAGCGUAUCCGGACGUCAUCUGCAUCGCUGUUGUUCUAGUUCAUGAAGCUAGAGAAUAUGCCACCCCCGAUUAUUGUGAUUCCACUGUCCCAACAGCCCUAUGUGGCAGCACUGACAGUGAUCCGAAACCCCUUACACUGAAGCAGUUCAUCAAUCUACACACCACGCUACGUUCAUUCGGUGAGCCCACCAUAAUCAGCGAUAACACCUGGUGCCACCUCUCUUCCGUUGAAUAUUUUGUUUGGGUGAAGAAAGAUGAUGGAUCGCUGAUUGAUGUCCAUUCUCAAGAUCCAGAGGACAUGGCAUACGGGAUAGUAAUGCCCGAGAUAGACAUGGACACUGUCACAGAGAUGCUUGAAUGA
Molecule: messenger RNA, 492 nt
Organism: Suillus subalutaceus
Lineage: Eukaryota; Fungi; Basidiomycota; Agaricomycetes; Boletales; Suillaceae
Exons: 2
Coding region: 1-492 (163 amino acids)
Source: RefSeq, a predicted model, not a curated record